Molecule: messenger RNA, 336 nt
Organism: Xylaria bambusicola
Lineage: Eukaryota; Fungi; Ascomycota; Sordariomycetes; Xylariales; Xylariaceae
Product: 60S ribosomal protein l34
Exons: 3
Coding region: 1-336 (111 amino acids)
Biological process (GO): translation
Cellular component (GO): ribosome
Molecular function (GO): structural constituent of ribosome
Source: RefSeq, a predicted model, not a curated record
AUGUCGGACAACCGUGUAGUGUUCCGUCGCCGCAAUCCAUACAACACCAAGAGUCAAAACACUCGUGUAAUCCGGACUCCGGGCGGUGAACUACGAGUUCUUCACAUCGCCAAAAAGGCUAGUCGCGUCAAGUGCGGCGACUGUGGUAAUGCUUUGUCAGGAAUUCCAUCCCUCCGGCCGCGCCAAUAUGCUACUCUUUCGAAGCCUCGGAAAACUGUCUCAAGGGCUUAUGGAGGUUCCCGAUGCAGCAAUUGCGUACGAGAUCGCGUCGUCCGGGCAUUUUUAAUAGAGGAACAAAAAAUCGUAAAGAAGGUGCUCAAAGAGCAGGCGAAAUAA